UACUAGUAAUUAUCUCAGAGAAUGACUCAUGGCCUCUUCGUGUUCACGAGCAGUGACUAUUCGAAGUGCUAUAAUACCUUGCUGAUGCAACGAACUGAAAUCUCGUCCACUCCUGUGCCGAAUGUUAGGGUGCUGCCCAUCCAAUCCCUCUUCACACCAUUUUUCCAGUUUAUUUAAGGCAUCAUGUAAAUGUUCAUGUAACAAAAAACCAGGGAAAAACCUGGUUGUCUGCAUUGAUGGAACAUCGAACACCAGGGACGAUACCAGUCAUGUCUUCGAACUAUACGACAAUAUCGUCAAGGAUGAUCAACAACAGAUAGGAUACUACGCUAGUGGUGUGGGAACGGAUGUCAGGCCCGAAGGCUUUGUGCUUGUGGAGCGGAUUUUAAAGAAAUUGGACCUGGCUAUUGCUCAUAGUAUCGGGGAAAAUAUAUUGACAGCGUAUGAAUGGCUCUCAGAUAGAUACCAUGAUGGUGAUAAAAUCUUUUUGUUUGGAUUUUCAAGGGGUGCAUAUCAAGUCCGUGCUUUGGCGGGAAUGAUCCACGAGGUGGGGCUUAUCAGACCUGGAAACGGAAGCCAGAUAUCAAGUGCCUUCCAGUACUAUUGCUCUAUCAAUAGCGGGAAGUCUAAAGAUAUCAAUGGUGCGAAGGAGUUCAAAAUGCGAUUGUCCAGAAGCGUAGCCAUACAUUUCAUCGGUGUAUGGGACACCGUCUCAUCUGUUGGUGUCAGGAAGACGAAGAAUUUUCCAUCCACUGAUACAUGCGAUCACGUUUGCUACUUCCGCCAGGCACUUGCGCUAGAUGAGCGCCGAGUGAGAUUUCUACCUGAGUAUGUCUACGGGGGUAUGCGUUCAGACUGGCAUAAAUAUCAAGUGUCGGCACCAUCUCCCACAGACGAAGGUCGUAUCAAGGAGGUUUGGUUUGCGGGUAGCCAUUCGGAUGUCGGUGGUGCACGUUGGAAGAAGAAGAGUUACCCCAAUGACUUCCGGAACAUCCCUCUCCUGUGGAUGCUUGAAGAAGCUCGCGAGGCGGGGCUUCUGCUCAAUCCCCGCGAGGUAGCUUUCAAACAUGAAAAUGAAUCAUUUCUGAAACCUGAAGUUACCGAUCCUUCAAAUCUUGCGUGGUGGCUACUUGAGAUAUUGCCUAUUGGACAUCUUUGCUUCAACUCCAACACACUUAAAGCGCUGCCGCACCUUGGACGAGGGCGCAUCAUCAUGCCCGGACAAAAGAUCCACGAGUCAGUUCUUUUUCGUCCCAACUACCGACCUAAAGCGCAUUUUUGGAUGAAUGUCCAGCAAUGGCCUGAAGCGGUGCAGUGGUAUAUAGCAUCUGCCGAGGAGCGUUUAUCACAACUUGAUUUUGCCUUGGAAUUGCUUUCAUUCAAAGGAUCGACUGCUGAAGCUCUCGUCUGUUGUAUUUUUGACAAACAGAUGCUUGAUAAUAUGUAUUCAUUUGAACUCGCAGUCAAAUUAGGCAAGGCGAACACACAUGAGACGCUAGAGGCCAUACUCAGUAUCGACGGCAAACUUAUUGCAGGCACUAAACGCUCAAAAGAUAGUGGGGAGGAAUGGUCUCUAGCAGAUUCUGAGAAGAAUGGAGAUGCUGAUGAGGCCAAAGAGGAACGCAAUAUCCGUCUCGUGCGCCUCGAUGCAUUCAUCACGUACUGCGAACGUGUCAAGAGCAAAGACAUAAUCAUCAAAUGCAUCCUAGACGACCUGUUCCAAUUUUGUUUCUUUUGGAUUUCAACUUGUGUCCUAUGGAGAGUAUUACUCUACGCGGGACUAAACACGAUCUAGUCUACCCCCCAGGAGUGUCCCUCAAGUUGUCGAGCACACCCAAGGACGCCCAUCCCCGAUUCGUUUACAAAACAGCCUUAUAGCUACAACCUU
Suillus fuscotomentosus is the source of this 1888-nucleotide messenger RNA. RefSeq lists its product as uncharacterized. Lineage: Eukaryota; Fungi; Basidiomycota; Agaricomycetes; Boletales; Suillaceae. The coding region runs from base 122 to 1795 and encodes 557 amino acids. The transcript has 14 exons. The record is from RefSeq and is a predicted model, not a curated record.